AUGGAUCAGUUGACAAAGAGUGCACACUUUCUAGCAAUCAAUCUGAAGAUGUCUAUGGAAAAGCUAGCUCAACUCUACAUCAAGGAGAUUAUUCGAUUGCAUGGAGUGCCGUCUAGAAUCAUCUCAGACCGAGACCCCAGAUUUACCUCUCGGUUCUGGAAAUUACUUCAGCAGGAAUUGGGCAAUCACUUGGGAGUUUGGGAUGAAGUCUUGUCGUUAGUUGAAUUCACCUACAACAACAUCUUUCAGUCCAGCAUUGGAAUGGUGCCCUUUGAAGCUCUUUAUGGAAGAAAGUGUAGAACACCACUUUUUUGGUUUCAAGAGGGAGAAGUGGUGUUAACUGGACCAGAAGUCAUUCAACAGACGAUCGAGAAGAGGAGAAGACCUCUGGAGUUCGCUGCAGGAGAUCAUGUCUUUCUUAGACUGAAUCCAACUACCGGCGUAGGCAGAGCCGUUUGGCCUAAGAAGCUGCCUCCCAAGUUUAUUGGUCCUUCCCAAAUUCUAAGGCGCAUAGGACCAGUUGCUUAUGAGAUAGCUUUGCCUCCUCAACUAGCCAACUUCCAUCCAGUUUUCCAUGUCUCACAACUCAGAAAGUAUAUAGUUGAUCCUUCUCAUGUGCUGGAAGUAGAAGACAUUCAGAUCAAAGAACACUGUUCGGUUGAGAUGAAGCCUGUCAGCAUAGAAGGAAGCCAAACCAAACAAAUCAGGGGCAAAACCAUCAGUUUGGUUAAAGUAGUUUGGGAUAAGAAGACAGAAGGGGAAGAGUCGCUGGAAGAGGCUCUAGAAGCUGUGGAAGUGAAAGCUGAGCCACAUGACCGUUCAAUCAUUAGGAUGAGUUCUAUUUUGUAUAAUCGUUCGGUGUAA
Molecule: messenger RNA, 864 nt
Organism: Vigna angularis (adzuki bean)
Lineage: Eukaryota; Viridiplantae; Streptophyta; Magnoliopsida; Fabales; Fabaceae
Exons: 4
Coding region: 1-864 (287 amino acids)
Molecular function (GO): nucleic acid binding
Source: RefSeq, a predicted model, not a curated record